Fraxinus pennsylvanica is the source of this 357-nucleotide messenger RNA. The record is from the annotation of a GenBank genome assembly. Lineage: Eukaryota; Viridiplantae; Streptophyta; Magnoliopsida; Lamiales; Oleaceae.
AUGGAUGAAGCAUCCGAAGAGGUGGCAGUACAGUUGGCUGCACAGGGAGUGAUUGGGAAGAGAGUUUAUAAGAUGGAAUCAGGGUUUAUAAUGGCUCUUGAUUACAUGAUCCAAAUUGCUGAAAAAGACCAUGAUUAUUGUUAUGACUUAGAAUUCGCUAGCCAGGCUGAUGAUCUUCUGGAGACAAUGGAAUCCAGUCCUGUUGUUCCUGAUCGAAAGCUGCUUGCAAGGCUGGUUUUGAUCAGAGAAGAAGGCAGGAAUAUGAUGGAAUGUGGAAUACUAGAUGAAAGAAUUCUUCCUGAAUCUGGGCUCAACUUUUUAACUAAGCUUGUCGCUCUAAGACCAGGGAGAACUUGA